AACUGGAUAGUCAAGCAGCAGGCAGUAGAAAUAUCUCAGAUCAGAUAGGAACUCCAUAACGACAGCAUUCCUCGCAGUUUCCAGUAGGUGUUAGACGAGCAUAUAAACGAAGCCCACAGAAAAACAAAAGUAACUUUCGCAGUGCUUUUAUUAUUGAGAUUUUGAGUCAGUGUUAGCGUAGAAGGAAGGCACAGGAGACAGGAGAUCCACAGAGGAGGAGGAGCAAGGACCGUAUGGAGACAGCUGAACCGCACAAGAAUCAAGAGGACACCCACAUCAUGGCUGUUAACGUUUACUCUACAAACGUGACGUCGGAGAAUCUCUCGCGCCACGACAUGCUGGCUUGGGUCAACGAUUGCCUCCAGUCGCAGUUCUCCAAGAUCGAGGAGCUCUGCACGGGCGCCGCAUACUGUCAGUUUAUGGACAUGCUUUUCCCCAAUUCAGUGCCCGUGAAGCGUGUCAAAUUCCGUACGAAUCUGGAGCACGAGUACAUACAGAACUUCAAGAUUCUUCAGGCGGCCUUCAAAAAGAUGUCUGUGGAUAAGAUCAUUCCAGUUGACAAACUGAUUAAGGGCCGGUUCCAAGACAACUUCGAGUUCCUCCAGUGGUUCAAGAAGUUCUUCGACGCCAACUAUGACGGCCGCGAGUACGAUCCGGUGGCUCAGCGGGGCGGACUUAAGCUGGGCAACGGCAACGGGCAUGGCAACAACGGCGGCAGCGGCGUGGGCAGCAGCAGCAACGAUCUCCACUUAGCACACCGCCGACCUCUGCAGGCACCCACCACCAGUAGCCGCAUGGCACCGCGACUCACCACGAACACGGCAGUCUCAAAGGUGGUGCCUCGCACGAACAACGUGGCGCCCCCGAGCAGAAUGGCGGCCGGAUCCAACAGCACGGGCACGGUGAAGAAGAACGACGCAGGCAACUCGGUCAGCAACCAACAGAUCGAAGAGAUGUCUAACCAGGUAAUGGACAUGCGCAUUAAUCUGGAGGGUCUAGAAAAGGAGCGCGAUUUCUACUUUUCGAAGUUACGCGACAUCGAAAUACUUUGCCAAGAAGCAGAUGAUGGCGAAGCACAUCCUCUCAUUCAGAAGAUACUAGACAUCCUGUAUGCAACCGAGGACGGAUUCGCACCGCCCGACGAUGCACCACCAGAGGAUGAAGAGUAUUAAUUAAAAGAGUAAAAAGAAAAACAACAGCCCACGAAAUUAAUUUGCUACAUACAUAUUCAAAACACAAGUCAAGAGCAAGAGAUGGGAGUAAACAAGUUAUAGUUAGAUAGUCAGGAACGAAGAUGUAAAGUAUAUGAGACGAUAUGCAACCGCGUAUAGAGUACGAUCCCCGAACACGAAGUCAAGAGCUUUAGCGCCAGUCGAUCUGAUAUUUAACUAUAUUGUGAUCCGAAGCGGCCGCAUGAUAUCUGCAUGAUCGCUCCUAUACGGGUACCACUAUCAUACAGAACUUUGGAUUCAAAAUUUUCAUCGCGAAUGUUUCGUUCUGCGCUGGUGAUGUCGAGAAACGCAUCAACGAACGGGCAUCAAUAUUUCAUAAUUAAAUUGUUUGUAUUUUAGCAGAAUAAACUAAUUUGUACACACCUUA
Molecule: messenger RNA, 1599 nt
Organism: Drosophila ananassae
Lineage: Eukaryota; Metazoa; Arthropoda; Insecta; Diptera; Drosophilidae
Gene: Eb1
Product: microtubule-associated protein RP/EB family member 1
Exons: 8
Coding region: 234-1172 (312 amino acids)
Biological process (GO): regulation of microtubule polymerization or depolymerization; spindle assembly; protein localization to microtubule plus-end
Cellular component (GO): microtubule plus-end; spindle midzone; cytoplasmic microtubule
Molecular function (GO): microtubule plus-end binding
Source: RefSeq, a predicted model, not a curated record